AUGGUUAUUAUCGAUGGCCAUGAAUUCCUCACUGAAGAGGAGAAGAGGACAAAGGAGGAUUGCGAGCGCGCAAAGUACUGGAAGAAAUGGGGCCCCUAUGUUGCAGAGAGGCAAUGGGCAACAAGUAUGUUAAUGAUUGUCCUAAAAGUAGUUGACUUUACUUACAUGAAAACUAGCAAGGGAGGAUUACACGGCGAAGAUGGCAUCGCUGGUGUCUGUGAUUCGCAUGGCUACUUCAAUAUCGCAUUUAGUUUCUGGGACGGAGAAGAUAACACCCUAAAGGAGCGACUUUUUGGAACCUCAAGUAAAGAAGGAAACCACGGCGAGUCAAUCAAGAAAGCUCACUUCCAUUUGGAUAAUGUUCCCACUCAUUCAUACAUGAAAUACCUCUAUAAGUAUCCGCAGAACGCUUUCCCAUAUCAGAAGAUUCAGGAGGAUUGCCGAAAACCAAAGGAAGAACACGAAUAUUCCUUAUUCGAUACUGGUGUGUUCGAAAACGACGCCUACUGGGACAUUUUUAUCGAGUUCGCAAAAAGUGCCGAUGAUCCAGACGACCUCUAUCUCCGUGCCACCGCUUGGAACCGCGGUAAUGAUCGCGCACCUCUUCAUAUCAUUCCCCAAGCAUGGUUCCGUAAUACGUGGGGGUGGAGACAAGAAGCUCUCCCAAUAGGCGAAAAGCCGGUUAUUGAGAAGAUCGGCGACAGAAUUAACCGUGUCCGUCACACAUCUCUUGGCGAGCAGUACUUGGUUCUUUCUCCAUCUUCAGGUACUGGGGAUGAUGGAGAGGAUGUGCUGCCGCAGAUGCUGUUUACAGAGAACGAGACCAACCUUGAGUCGUUGGGUCUCGGAGCCAACAAAGGGCUAUAUGUGAAAGAUGCCUUCCACAGCUACAUUGUUAACAAUGACGUCGGAGCUGUUAACCAACAUCAGACGGGCACCAAGUUUGCUGCUUGGUAUGCCUUUAACGAAGAUGGAGGCGUUCGCCCUAGAGAAUGCGCUGUGGUGCGUUUCAAGUUGAUGCGCCAGAAUGAAGAAUAUCUGGACGAGGAAUUGUUUGACGACGUAAUAGGACAACGCAGAAUGGAGUCUGAUGAGUUCUACUACCGCAUUAGCCCGCUGCCCAUGUCGGAUGAUCUCCUGGUUAAAAGGCGAUCGACGUCUCCUGUUGAUCGGAAAAACAUCCGGAAUAAGCAGGGGAAGCACAUUCACUGGGACCACGUGCUAUUAGUGAGGGACUCCUGGGAGUACCCCUUUGUUAACCCCUGGGAUUCAGCAUUCAAUUGUGUUGUUUUGGCCAUGAUAGAUCCGGACUUUGUAGAAUACCAACUGAAUCUACUGACAAGGAAGAAUUACAUGCAACCAAGCGGGCAAAUUCCAUCCAACGAUUGCAACUUUGACGAGGUAGACCCGCCGGUACUCGCAUGGGGGGUAUUUCGUGUCUUUAAGAUAAAGAGGAAGAUUUAUGGCCGCCAGGACCUUGACUUCCUGGAGAGCUUGUUCCAGAAGCUCAUGCUGCACUUCACUUGGUGGGUGAAUAGGAAGGACACCGAAGGGAAAAAUAUCUUUGAAGGCGGCUACCUCGGACUUGACAACAUUGGACCAUUCAAUCGAUCCGCCCCUCUGCCAACUGGCGGCGUUGGUGUUUUGGAACAAGCCGACAGCACAGCCUGGAUGGCCUUUUACUGCUUGACGAUGCUGAACAUCUCUCUAGAGCUCGCCAAGUAUCGUAGGAUCUACGAGGGGCUCCCAUGA
Fusarium venenatum is the source of this 1752-nucleotide messenger RNA. NCBI's taxonomy places the organism in Eukaryota, Fungi, Ascomycota, Sordariomycetes, Hypocreales, Nectriaceae. The record is from RefSeq and is a predicted model, not a curated record.